Olea europaea var. sylvestris is the source of this 660-nucleotide messenger RNA. Its product is annotated as histone H2A.1-like. The transcript is spliced from 2 exons. Gene Ontology annotation, cellular component: nucleosome. The record is from RefSeq and is a predicted model, not a curated record. Lineage: Eukaryota; Viridiplantae; Streptophyta; Magnoliopsida; Lamiales; Oleaceae. Bases 99 to 554 code for a protein of 151 amino acids. Gene Ontology annotation, molecular function: DNA binding; protein heterodimerization activity; structural constituent of chromatin.
CUUUCGCACAUUACUCCAACUUUUCAAAAUCUGCCAAUACAUUUUUCCCUCUCAAAGAGUGAAGGUAUUUAUUUCUUCAAUUGGAGGAAAGUUAAGAAAUGGAAUUUGCAAAGACAACAAUCACGAAGGGCGUCGGCGGCCGAAAGGGUGGCGAUAGGAAGAAGGCCAUACCCAAAUCGGUGAAAGCUGGGCUGCAAUUUCCGGUAGGUCGAAUCGCCCGUUUUCUCAAAAAGGGUCGGUAUGCGCAGCGUGUGGGUAUUGGAGCCCCGAUUUACAUGGCUGCUGUACUUGAAUACCUGGCUGCUGAGGUGUUGGAAUUGGCUGGAAAUGCUGCAAGGGACAACAAGAAGAGUCGGAUUAUUCCAAGGCAUUUGCAGUUGGCAAUAAGGAAUGACGAUGAAUUGGGAAAAUUGAUGCAUGGUGUAACAAUUGCGAGUGGUGGAGUUUUGCCCAAUAUUAAUCCAGUUCUUUUGCCCAAGAAAUCUACUGCUAAUGAAUCUCAGGAUAAGGCCACCAAGUCCCCGAAGGCAUCCAAAUCUCCAAAAAAGGCCUAGAUUUAGCCCUACAAUCUAGUUUCAAUCUAGGAUUUAUUUUAUUUUAUUUUUUUGUUAUUGACAUGAAGAUUUAUAUUAAUGAAAAAUUGCUUUUGGUUAUUAUUUA